Messenger RNA from Scheffersomyces amazonensis, 678 nucleotides. RefSeq lists its product as uncharacterized. The record is from RefSeq and is a predicted model, not a curated record. The transcript has a single exon. Gene Ontology annotation, molecular function: ribonucleoside-diphosphate reductase inhibitor activity. Gene Ontology annotation, cellular component: cytoplasm; nucleus. Lineage: Eukaryota; Fungi; Ascomycota; Pichiomycetes; Serinales; Debaryomycetaceae. The coding region runs from base 95 to 523 and encodes 142 amino acids. Gene Ontology annotation, biological process: intracellular protein localization.
CAUGACUUGACAGGCACGUUCAAGGUUCCGAUCUUUAACCUUUAAAUUUUAGCAUUAUCCAAAGGUUAAUUGAAUAUCAUAAAAAGAAACAACAAUGAGUUCAACAGGUAUUAAAAGACAAAUGCAAGCUAGUAUACAGCCUCAAAAUGUUGUUAGUGAAGAUGUAGCAGCAUUAUCAACCAUUGGAAUGAGAAUAAGGAAGGCAGUAUCUGAUGGUUAUAGUGUACCAAAUGCUAAUAAUUAUAGUUAUAGCAACAAUAUGCAAAGAGUUCCUUUACCAUCACAUUUAGAUCAACCACCAUCUUUAACUAAUAUGGGCUCAACUUUGGAUUCUUCUUCAUCAUGUUUAGCAGAAUGGGAUAGUCGUUAUCAAAUUAAUAAUGCUCCACUUCAAACUAUAGAUCAAGGUAUUAAUUAUAAUAAAAGAAAAUUAGAUGAUUCAGAAGAUUUAUAUAAUAGAGGUACAGAUGCUGCUAUGUAUGCAUCAAAGUAUGGUGAAUUGAAGUUUCAUGAAGAUUUCUAAAAGUCAUGCUGGUCAUUUAAAACUUUUGUAUUAUUUUAAUUUUGUUAGUUUGGUUUUAGUUUAAUUUGUUUCUUAAUUUUGUUCUUGUUCUUGUUUUUGUUCUUUAUUUAGUUUUUGGGAUCCCGUAGGUAUCAGUACACAUCAUAUUUGCAUAA